CGAUAAUGGCUGGUAUAAACGACUCCUCGCCUCCCGGAGAGAUACUGCUGGUGCCGCCCUGACUGGCUUCACAACCCUCACAAAACAAUCACCGAACACCCGACGACACUCACCUCCUCACGCAUCAUUCCUGAUAGUUAAGAUACGUUAAAACAAGAUGAAGGACAUGAUGUGGCGUACACUUCUUUUAGUAUCUGUGGUGGUAUGCACAUGUCAUGGUCAUGGCCGCCUUAUAGUACCCCCUUCGAGGGCUUCAGCCUGGCGCAUGGGCUGGCCAACGCCUAUCGAUUACAACGAUAAUCAAGGAUUCUGCGGAGGAUUCAGUCAUCAAUAUGAGAUUAACGGCGGCAAGUGUGGCGUUUGUGGUGAUGCAUGGGAGGAUAAUCCUCGUCCCCACGAAGCUCCUGAUGGUCUCUACGCCACCGGCACCAUCACUCAACAGUACGCCCAAGGCCAGGUCAUCACGCUCACUGCAGACAUCACUAGUAACCAUCGCGGUCACUUCGAGGUGCGCGUAUGUCCUGAUCCCAAGGUGGAGGCUACAGAGGAAUGCCUUCAAGAACACCCACUGAUGCUUGCCGAUGGUUCAGGUUUCAAAUACAAUAUUUCUCUCCAUACUGGAAAGCACAGUGUACAGCUGGUACUGCCCCCAACUCUUGUCUGCAAACACUGUGUACUUCAGUGGAGAUAUGUAGCUGGCAACAAUUGGGGCUACUGUGAAGAUGGCACUGGUGCCUUGGGCUGCGGUCCUCAGGAAGAGUUUCGUGCAUGUGCAGAUGUUGCCAUUCUUCCUCCCUACUCAAGGAGGCGCUUUAUGGUCCAACAUGAUAGCAGUUCAGUGACUGCCCACCCAAUGAAUCACACAGUUAACGACUUAACACUGCUUCACAAGAAAGAAGCAAAACAACAGGAAGUCUGCAGAGCUGUGGGAAGCUGGAAACUGGUACCUGGCGCAGACAUGUGGUGUUCCAAAAACUGCAUUCAUGUUGGCCGGUGUCCCCUCUCACAGUGUGAAUGUAAUAUGUAAUGUCUAGCCCUAAGAGAGACAUUUUCCUUUCAAUCAUUGUCUCCACUAUUACAGGACUUUCAGGUGAUGCAUCCUAGCAAAAAGUGAAUCACUUGAUUAUAUUGUAGAGGCCUUGGUCAUACUACAUAUACACAGUUGAAUGUAUGUUCCUCCAUCUAAAUUUACAUCAGGAUGAUACCUUGAGUGUUAGUCCUCUUAUAAUUUGAAUAAAAUGUUAUUUUUCCAA
This is a messenger RNA of Scylla paramamosain (green mud crab), 1253 nucleotides long. RefSeq lists its product as uncharacterized. The record is from RefSeq and is a predicted model, not a curated record. The transcript is spliced from 7 exons. NCBI's taxonomy places the organism in Eukaryota, Metazoa, Arthropoda, Malacostraca, Decapoda, Portunidae. The coding region runs from base 158 to 1027 and encodes 289 amino acids.